Molecule: messenger RNA, 864 nt
Organism: Chaetura pelagica (chimney swift)
Lineage: Eukaryota; Metazoa; Chordata; Aves; Apodiformes; Apodidae
Product: tripeptidyl-peptidase 1-like
Exons: 5
Coding region: 1-864 (287 amino acids)
Biological process (GO): central nervous system development; proteolysis
Molecular function (GO): tripeptidyl-peptidase activity; serine-type endopeptidase activity
Source: RefSeq, a predicted model, not a curated record
AUGUCCCCGCAGGCGGUUGCACGAGUGACCUUUAAGGACCCUCUGCCCGAACCCUCCGGGCAGCUCCCAGGCCGGGUGUCCCAUGCAGGGGGCUGGGGUGGCCCUGGCACUCCCGGGCUGGAGAAGCCCACCCUGUGGGUUCUGGCUGGAGAAAACAAGAAGAAACUUGUCCUCUUCUUGUCCCCCCAGUUCCUGGAGCAGUAUUUCCACCAGGCUGACCUGGCUGAGUUCAUGCAGCUCUUUGGCAGCAGCUUUGCCCACCGCACCCAGGUGGACCGGGUGGUUGGACACCAGGGCAGGGGCAAGGCUGGGCUGGAGGCCAGCCUGGAUGUGGAGUACAUCAUGAGCACGGGUGCCAACAUCUCCACCUGGGUCUUCAGCAACGGAGGGAGGCAUGAGAGCCAGGAGCCCUUCCUGGCCUGGCUGCUGCUGCUCAGCAACAUGUCCUCGCUGCCCUGGGUGCACUCGGUCAGCUACGGAGAUGACGAGGACAGCCUGUCCCGGGCCUACAUGGAGCGCGUCAACACGGAGCUGAUGAAGGCGGCGGCACGAGGCCUCAGCAUCCUCUUCGCCUCCGGUGGGGGCGGCCGGCACAGCGGGGUCCUGGGGCUGGGGAGGGGGUCACAGUGCCAGGGGGAGGGUCCCAGUGCUGGCCCCUACGUCACCACCGUGGGUGGCACGGCCUUCAAGAAUCCCUUCCUGGUGACCAGCGAGGUGACCGACUACAUCAGCGGCGGGGGCUUCAGCAACGUCUUCCCCAUGCCCGAGUACCAGGAUAAGAAGUACACGCUGACCAUGGAGGACCUGACCCCGGCGCUCGCAGAGUAUGGGAUCAAUGUGAAGAAGCCACAUUACUUCACAUGA